Molecule: messenger RNA, 1828 nt
Organism: Nymphaea colorata (pocket water lily)
Lineage: Eukaryota; Viridiplantae; Streptophyta; Magnoliopsida; Nymphaeales; Nymphaeaceae
Product: equilibrative nucleotide transporter 3-like
Exons: 11
Coding region: 375-1628 (417 amino acids)
Biological process (GO): nucleoside transmembrane transport
Cellular component (GO): plasma membrane
Molecular function (GO): nucleoside transmembrane transporter activity
Source: RefSeq, a predicted model, not a curated record
UCUCCUGUUCAUACUUUGCGUCCCGCCUCUUCCUUUGACUACCAAACCAAACUCUGCAUCACUACAAGAGGAGGGAAAGGAAGAACAGAAGCAGCAGAACAGCAGGGGAAAGAAGGAAGAAGGACACGAAGAAGAAGUAGAGAUGCUGGGAUGAAUUACAGUUCCGGUUGAAUCCAUCACUGAACUAUUUUUCCCUUUGGAGAAGUCACCAAAUCAUCCAUCUUCCGGUUUUGGGGACAUCGAGAACUCGACGAAGGAGACUGGGCGGUGGGCGCCAUUGUUGCCCCGAACGCAGCCUGGCGGUUCGUUUUUCGUAGAGAUACCUUUCUAACACGCAUCAUCUGAGAAUUAAGCUGUAGAAUCACAGAGCAGCCAUGACUGCCAAGGACGAAAAUGCAGCUGCCAUUCCUGCUAAGGGCAAAUAUGCAGCACUUGUUAUGUGCUGGAUCCUUGGGAAUGGGUCUCUGCUCUCAUGGAACAGCAUGCUCACAAUUGAGGAUUACUACGGCUACCUAUUUCCUAGGUACCAUCCUUCAAGGGUUCUCACAUUGGUAUACCAGCCAUUUGCUUUGGGGACUAUUGCUCUGCUCACAUAUUAUGAAGCUAGGCUGAACACCAGGCGUCGCAACUUGGGUGGCUACACCCUAUUCUUCAUAAGUUCUCUUCUAGUUAUAGUGUUAGAUCUAGCCACGUCAGGAAAGGGAGGAAUCGGUACUUAUGUUGGCAUUUGUGCGAUUAGUGGAGCAUUUGGGAUAGCAGAUGCUCACGUCCAGGGAGGAAUGCUUGGUGACCUGUCCUUGAUGCGUCCUGAAUUUAUACAGUCUUUCAUGGCCGGUCUUGCUGCUUCUGGAGCUCUAACAUCUGCUCUGAGGUUUAUCACAAAAGCAGCCUUUGAAAAUUCUAAAAAUGGUCUUCGGAAAGGAGCAAUACUCUUUUUUUCUAUUUGUUCAACAUUUGAGCUGGCAUGCGUUCUGCUUUAUGCAUUUGUCUUCCCUAAACUAGAAAUCGUGAAGUAUUAUCGUUCAAAGGCAGCUUCUGAAGGAUCAAAAACUGUGUCAGCUGAUCUUGCUGCAGGAGGUGUACUGCAAGAUACUGCAGCGGACUCCGAGAAUCCAAAGGACUUUCAACGCUUCAGCAAUAAGCAGCUCCUUAUUCAGAAUAUAGACUAUGCCAUUGAUUUGUAUCUGAUAUAUGUGUUGACAUUAUCCAUAUUUCCAGGAUUUCUGUAUGAAGAUACAGGGUCACAUAGCCUAGGUUCUUGGUACGGGUUGGUUCUAGUUGCGUCUUACAAUGUUUCUGAUCUGAUUGGGAGAUAUACUCCUUUGAUCAAAAUGGUGAAGAUAACUUCUAGGUACUUCCUGACAAUAGCAUGCCUCUCACGGUUUCUGCUGAUCCCUGCAUUUUACUUUACGGCCAAGUAUGGAGACCAAGGAUGGAUGAUAAUGCUGACAUCAAUCUUGGGGUUAACUAAUGGUCACCUAACUGUCUGUAUCCUUACUGAAGCACCUAAAGGUUACAAGGGACCUGAGCAGAACGCGUUGGGGAACUUGUUAUGUUGUUGCCUGUUGGCCGGGAUCUUCUCAGGAGUUACACUUGAUUGGUUGUGGCUCAUAGGAAAGGGAUGGUGAAUCCAGAGGAAAUUCAAAUUUGAUGUACUCCUUUUUAAUAUUCUCCAAUUUAAAUUUUGUAUAAAAUAUGUUUUCCAUUUUAACACUGCAAAUGCGGAUUAAAUGUCCUUUGCAGGAAAUUGCUGAAAGCAUGUGGAAAAGGAUAAACAUGAAUGCAAGAAUAACUUAUUCCAUCUUUCAAAAGUGUACUUGAUAGUUUG